ACGAGGUGAUGGACGCUUCCACCGCCAACGGGCUGUCAAAGGACAGCUACGAGCCAAUUGCGAUUGUUGGAAUGGGCUGUCGAUUGCCUGGAGAAUCUUACACGCCCUCGAAACUCUGGGACAACCUGCUAAGAGAUGGAAAGUCGUCAUGGUCAGAACUGCCCAAAAUUCGGUUCAACCUGGAUGCAUGGUAUCACCCUGAUGGCAGCAGACCAGGAAGUGUACAUACACGCGGAGGAUACUUCUUGAGCCACGAUGAACAUAUACGCCAAUUUGAUCCCUCGUUCUUCGGAAUAUCUCCUCUCGAGGCAGCUGCCAUGGAUCCACAACAACGCAAGCUUCUCGAGGUUGUGUAUGAGAGCUUUGAGAACGCUGGAGCUACUCUUGAGGAAGUUUCCGGUUCAAAGACAUCCUGCUUUAUUGGCUGCUUCACCAAUGAUAUGCGUCGAAUGACCUCCAGAGAUCUCGAAUAUGGGGCACCUUACGAGAUGACUGGUAGCGACAUGACCAUCUUGAGUAAUCGAAUCAACUACGUCUUCAACUUGAAGGGACCAAGCAUGACAGUCGAUACAGCUUGCUCGUCCUCGCUAUACGCCCUUCACAUUGCCUGUCAGAGUCUGAUUUCGGGUGAUUCGGAUGCAGCAGUUGUAGGCGGCUCAAACGUCAUAAACGAUAUUGAGCAACACAUCGCGAGUGUAAGACUUGGAGUCUUGUCUCCGACGUCAACUUGCCACACUUUCGAUGAGCGAGCAGAUGGCUUCGGUCGAGGAGAAGGCAUAUGUGCUAUAUACAUCAAGAAGCUCUCAGCCGCCAUUGCCAACAAUGACCCGAUUCGCGGCGUCAUUCGAGCUAUUGCUGUAAACAGUAACGGAAGAAGCCAAGGCAUCAAUCAUCCCAGCUCAAAGGGGCAAGAGGCUGUCAUUAGAGAGGCAUAUGCCAAAGCAAACCUCAGACACGAAGACACUGGUUACUUCGAAUGCCAUGGCACCGGUACGCCCGUGGGUGAUCCUAUCGAGGUUCGAUCGGCUGGAGACGUUUUUGCCUCUGGCAGGAGCCCACCAAACCCUCUUCUUCUGAGUUCUAUCAAAACCAAUAUAGGCCAUACGGAAGGCGCGAGUGGACUUGCAAGUGUCCUAAAGGCGGUAUUGAGCAUCGAGAAUAAUCUCAUACCGGCAACGGUAGGAGUGAACAAGCUCAAUCCAGCUAUCGACUUAAAAGGCGGCCGUCUUGAGGUUGUCAGGGCCACUAGGCCAUGGCCCAAAGGACUAUUCAAACGGGUCAGUAUCAACUCGUUCGGAUAUGGAGGCGGGAACGCACACUGUAUCGUCGAGUCACCCGACAUACUGCUUGAGGCUAGCCAUGGCUACGAGGCCGUACGAUCUGCCUUAACCGGGGUUCAUGAAAGUCUAGUAUCCUGUCAGAAGGUCGAUACUUCUGCCUUUCAAAUCCAUCGAACUCCUAAGAAGUACCUGUUUACACUCUCGGCUCAUGACCAGCUCGCCCUCACCCAAAAUAUCAACGCACUGGCAGUCGUGGCUGAUGAAUACUCUGCGGCCGACAUCGCGUAUACUUUGACUGCAAGAAGGACAAAACACCGUUGCACAGCAUUCGCGACUGUCACUCAACCAGACUUGAAGUCCCAACUCGUGCCAGAGCGUAUGAAACGUGGUUCCGAACUGGUUGCCGGGGAUUUGAUCGUCGCGUUCGUCUUCACUGGACAGGGCGCACAAUGGCCAACCAUGGGUUAUGGACUAGUCCAACAGUAUCCACUUGUACGCGAAACUAUGGCAGCUCUUCAAUCUGCACUAGACGUACUUCCAGUACCACCAACAUGGCGAUUAGUCGAAGAGCUAUCGAAGCCCGCGGACCAGAGUCGUAUGCAUGAGACAGCUCUAGCUCAGCCUUUGAGUACAGCGCUGCAGAUAGUUCUCACAAUACUCCUGCAGUCUUGGGGCAUACGAGCCAAAUGUGUCGUUGGACACAGUUCAGGCGAAGUCGCGGCAGCUUUUGCUGCAGGCCUACUCACAAGUGCUGAAGCUAUUGCGAUUGCUUAUUAUCGUGGCAUAGCAGUCACCAAGUAUGGCAGGCCAGGAGCCAUGAUGGCUGUGGGGUUGGGAUCAGGCGAAGUAUUGCAUUACAUCAAAGAUCAGCCUGAUGUCGUUGUUGCCUGUCAAAACUCUCCUCAGAGUGUGACUCUUAGCGGCGGAGCAGCCGCGAUUGCUGGAGUUCAUGCAUGCCUUUCUCAGGCAAGGGUCUUCUCACGUAUCCUGAACACCUCGCAGAACGCUUAUCAUUCGCAUCUCGUCAGAGAAGCUGGCCAAUACUACGAAGACUCGUUCAGGUCCUCGCUUGCAGCAUCGACGUCCAUAGCCGAAACCACUAGCAUUCCUAUGUAUUCCUGCAUAAACGGAGAAGUCCUCGACAGCCCAAGCAAGGUGCGGAUCGACUACUGGAGGAAGAAUCUGGAGAAUCCUGUAAACUUCACGCAAGCUUUGUCAAUCUUGAUCGAGGCACAACCAACUGUCAAUUGUUUGAUUGAAGUGGGAAUGCAUAGCGCACUUGUAGGUCCCAUCAAACAGAUCCGAUCCUCUUUAGGCAUCAAACCAGAGGAACUCUGUUACCUACCAAGCAUUAUACGAGGCGAAGACAAUGUCGACAACGUCCUUAAUCUUGCUGGAGCACUCUGGACUGCUGGUUAUCCAAUCGAUCUGACGGCUGUCAAUGGAGUAGGCAAAUUCUUGCCGGAUCUGCCCACCUAUCAGUGGAACUACGAGGGAGACCUCUUGUGGUCAGAAAGUCGUUUGAGCCGUCAACUGCGAUUUCGCAAACAUGCACGCCAUGAUCUGCUAGGCACCUUGGUUGUGUCAUCCUCCGCCAACAACCCAAUAUGGCGAAACAGACUAAAGAUCAAGAAUGUCCCAUGGCUCGCUGACCAUCAGAUCGGGCAUGACGUGAUUUUCCCAGCAGCUGGAUACUGUGCUAUGGCAGUCGAAGCGGUGACACAAUUCGCAGAAUCUUCUCAGACAGCGGCUGCCGGCUACACAAUUCGAAAUCUAUCAAUCAAGGCACCUCUUGUCAUUGCACCGGAUGAGGAGGCUGAAACUCUAUUUGGCCUUCACCUCCUGCAUAGCUCCAACUCACGAAUCAAUCGCAGAACGUUCGAGUUCAGCUUGAGCUCAGUCAGUGCGGAAGAUAAAUGGACGGAACACGCUUCAGGCAAGAUCAUUCUCCAGGAUUCUGAUGAGAUGCCAAGCAUUCGAAGUGACUAUGGCAACGGUAUCGUGUGUACUGAGACUAUGGGAAAGAGCGAUGAUAUAUGGUACGCAGCGCUUGCCAAGAUUGGGUUGCAAUAUGGGCCGACCUUUCGUCCGUUGGCAAAUAUCCGAAGCACCGAGAAGGAAGCUGCGACUGCGUGCAUUGACUUGCAACCAACGAAAGACGUCAUGGUUGGCGAGUCUCGCUACGCUGUUCACCCCGCCACUCUUGAUGCCUGUAUUCAACUUGCAGUCAUCGCAGCAUGCAAAGGCGAUGUCGCAAGUAUCAUGAAAGCAUACCUACCAACAACUAUCGAGAAUCUGACGAUCUGGCAGACUGCGGAUCUGCCCCAUCCACCAGCUCAGGGUCUUCUUUUCAGUCAUGGUUCUUGCCAUGGCAUGCGGUCCGUUCAUGGGUCAUCUGAGCUUGUCAAUCUGGAAGGGCAUCCACUAGCGCAAAUGAUAGUAUCCUUGCUUUCAUUGGAAGGGGANUUUGCUGACCAGAAACUCGAGCAAGCUCGUGAACCAUUCACACGGCUUGUUUGGCAACCAAUCCCGGAUCCGCUUGAAGACCAGACUUCACUCAAUUAUUUCCCAGAUUUUGCUGAUGACGGCCUUACACCGGCACCAAAACUCUGGCUGGUCUACAAAGACUCACCUCAUUCUCUGGUCAAACAAAUUGAGACAUGUGCGAAGGGCUCGGACAUCAAUGUCCAAAGUAUCUCUCUUUCAGCUGUCCACACCUAUGUGUCUAAAAGUUCUCGAAUUCUGAUGCUAGCGGAACUCGAGAGUCCGAUGCUCAUAAACGUGACCAGCAAAGAGAUGGAUGCGGUGAAGACAAUGUUUUAUCUGGCUUCCUCUGUCUUAUGGAUCACUCCUGGUGGUCUACUCAAAGGCAAGAAGCCGGCAUACUCUUUGUUUUCGGGUAUGAUCAAGUCCAUCACGAAAGCGCAGCCCUCUCUCCGUCUAUCAAACAUCGAUGUUGAUCCUGACGACAAUGAUGACAUACACACGGCCAAACUGAUUCUUCAGCAUGAGCUACGUCUUCACAAAGAUAGCGACCGCGUUAUUGAUGAUCAACUCGUGAUUCUGAAUGGUUUCGUAUACGCAAGCCGUUACAUUCCUGACGAACACGCAAACCACGAUUUCGCACGUCAACUCAAGCCUGACCCAAAGCCAUGUCAGAUGAAGGACAAUUUGGAACUGACUUUCGAGCAAGUCGGUCGCAUGGAAAGCUUUUACUUCAAAGAGAAGCCCGAGGCACCAUUUCUCGGAUUCGAUGAAGUGCAACUGAGACCAAUAGCUUACGCACUCAGCCAACGUGAGGCCGCCAUUCUCAAAGGUACACAAAUUGGCACUCACUUCAGCAACAUGUGUGUCGCCUUGGUAGAACAUCUUGGAUAUCAAGCUGAGAAGUUUAAACCAGGCGACCGCGUGGUUUGCUGUAGUCCCGGCAGAUUUGACAGUUCAUUGAUUGUAAGCGAGAGCCAAUGCAAAUUGCUGGGACCUGAAGAAGGUACCGAAGAUGUGAUUGCUUCAUUGUUACCUUAUUGUGCAGCCAUCCACGCUCUCCGAAACGCCACAGAAGGACAAACGAUACUGAUCCAUGAGGUAUCGGAAACUCUAGCUAUUGCAGCGACACGCUAUUCACAAGCAUAUGGAUUCAAAGUCAUUCUGUCACGUGAAUCAGAAGAAGAUAUAGCAUUGUUCACGGCGAGGUAUCCAGACAUCAGCAACCAUGCGCAAUGUAUAACCCACUCGGGGAUGGCGAUGAAACUUUCGACUCUGACGGCAAACCAAGGAGUCAGCCUAGCACUGAUACAUUCGAAGAGCUCAACUUCAUCAGAGGUUUGGCGAUCUCUGGCUAGAUAUGGCUGUCUCAUGUACAUCUUGGAAGACUCGGAGAUGCCUGAUCUAAGCUUGUUAGAUCCGUCAGUCUUUGCGAGGGGUGCCUCGGUCAUUUCAUCUGAUAUGUACGACAUGCUUGCUAAACAACCAGCGGAGAUGAACAAGCUUGUUCAAACUGUCCUGAACCUGCUGCGAGAUGGUAUGCUUCCGAAAUUUGCGCCUGCUGCGUCUUAUGAUGUGUCAGAACUGCCAGCUGCAGUUGCUGCGAAAAUUCAAAGCAAAACAGCUCCUGACAUCGCUCUUACAUAUGACCGUCACAACGUGGUCCCUGUCCAUGUGCCCUACGAACAAGUCUCGUUCAGCUCAGAGUCAUCUUACCUGCUUGUUGGAUGCCUGGGCGGGCUCGGUCGAAGUCUUGUUCGAUGGAUGCUGUCUCGGGGUGCAAGGCACUUUGUCUUUCUCUCAAGAUCAGGAACAGGCAAGCCUGAAGCAGCAGUGUUCAUCAGCGAGAUGGAAGCGCUUGGGGGUAGGCCUGUUGUUGUCAANGGCGACGUGAGCAUCCGCUCAGAUGUGGACAACGCUAUCACGCAAGCAAGAACGCCAAUCAGAGGAGUAAUGCAACUGGCAAUGGCACUCACAAGCGAUCUGUUCGAGAAAAUGUCACUAGAAGACUGGCACAAAGUGUUGGCUCCAAAAGUGCAAGGCACGAUAAACAUCCACGAAGCAUUACUGCAAGAACCGCUAGACUUCUUCGUGAUGACCAGUUCAACCCUAGGAAUUGCCGGAGCCUCAACCCAAAGCAACUAUGCUGCUGCAAACGCCUUCUUGGACUCUAUGGCACGACAUCGCUGGAGCUUGGGUUUAGAAGCAUGUUCCAUCGCCCUUGGCAUGGUCGUUGGCGUCGGACACAUGGAGUCUCAUCCCGAUGUCAAAGCAGCUUUCCAACAAAGAAACGUGUACGGCAUCCCCGAAGACGAGUUUUUGAAGAUGAUGGAGAUGGCAUGUAGACCUCGGGGCAGCGUUGCACCUGUCUCUGAGCAUGAUCCUCUGAGUGUAUCACACAUGAUCACCGGCAUGGAGCCCAGUAAGAUUGCGAAUUCGGGCAUGCAAUUUCCAUGGCUUACUGACCCCCGUUUCCACGAUAUCGCUGCUGCAAUCGCAAAAACCGGCAAAAAGAGUCCCACGUCUGCUGACUCUGCUGCAACCACCACAUCCGCUCUCCGCACCGCCAUCGCCUCGAAAGAUGACUCCUCAGUCCGUUUGACCCUUCAAUCCCUCAUCCUCUCCCAUUUCUCCAAACUCAUCAUGGCGCCGAUGGAUAAACUGACUGCCUCCUUGAAUCGGCCCAUGUCAGAGUUUGGCAUGGAUAGUAUGAUCGUCGCAGAACUGCGCAGUUGGGCAUGGAGGGAGUUGAAGGUUGACUUGCCGUUCAUGGUGCUCUUGGAGGGAGACUUGACACUUGAUGGACUUGUAGAGUUGGUAUGGACGAAGAUGGAU
Messenger RNA from Aureobasidium vineae, 6599 nucleotides. NCBI's taxonomy places the organism in Eukaryota, Fungi, Ascomycota, Dothideomycetes, Dothideales, Saccotheciaceae. The record is from the annotation of a GenBank genome assembly.